GUAUAACGUGCGUCACCGCGCUCGCAGGUAUUUAAAUUGAUGACGUCAUUACACUCGGUCUGCAGAAUUCUUGGGACAUUGCAGCAGCAGCUGCAGGAAUGGGCACAGGAGUGCUCAAGGAGUUCAAGGUGAUUGGCAGGCGGGUACCGACACCCAAGCAGCCGAGGCCCCCUCUGUACCGUAUGCGAAUCUUCGCACCCAACCACGUGGUGGCCAAAUCCCGCUUUUGGUACUUUGCGUCCGUGCUGCGCAAGCUCAAGAAGUCGUCUGGAGAGAUGGUGUACUGUGGAACGGUCUCCGAGAAGUUCCCACAGAGGAUCAAGAACUUUGGCAUCUGGCUGCGUUACGAGUCCCGCAGCGGAACCCACAACAUGUACCGCGAGUACAGAGACCUCACCACCGCUGGCGCCGUCACCGCUUGCUACCGAGACAUGGGAGCCCGGCACCGUGCACGGGCCCACUCCAUCCAGAUCAUGAAGGUAGAGGUGAUCCCAGCCAGCAAGUGUCGGCGCCCGGGCAUCAAGCAGUUCCACAACUCUAAGAUUCGCUUCCCGCUGCCCCACCGCGUCCUGCGCAAGCAGCACAGCCCGCGGUUCUCAACGCGCCGGCCCAACACCUUCUACUGAGCCGCCCUCCUCCUGCAUGCUAACGGCACCGUUAAUGAACGCCACAUCAAACACGGCCUCGAGGUUAAUGUUACACCUAAUUUUAUUUGUGUUGUGGACUCCGGUCCACAUUUGAUUAAAAACAUUGUGACUACAACUCUUGCACUCCCUGUUUAGUCGAUUAUCUAUAACCUUUCCGACACUCGUAGCAUUGUGCAAUGCAUCCUUGUCGUUGCGUAAUAAAGUCUAUUUAAAUCA
Messenger RNA from Petromyzon marinus (sea lamprey), 863 nucleotides. RefSeq names its product large ribosomal subunit protein eL20-like. Gene Ontology annotation, biological process: translation. Gene Ontology annotation, cellular component: ribosome. Gene Ontology annotation, molecular function: structural constituent of ribosome. NCBI's taxonomy places the organism in Eukaryota, Metazoa, Chordata, Hyperoartia, Petromyzontiformes, Petromyzontidae. The record is from RefSeq and is a predicted model, not a curated record.